UGAGGCUGAAGCUGAUGAGGAUGAUGAGGGAUGGUGAGGGUGAUGAUGGUGAGAACAGUGAGGAUGGUGAGGCUGGGGCUGAUGAGGACUCACUGUCUGUCCCCAUUGCAGGUGUUCCGGGUGGAGGUGCUGUGCAAUGGCCGGCGGCACACAGUGACCAAGCGCUACAGCGAGUUCCAGGCACUGCACAAGCAGAUCAAGAAGACCUGCAAGGUCCCUGACUUCCCCACACGCCAUGUCCCCAACUGGAUGCCCAAAGUGCUGGAGCAGCGCCGGCAGGCCCUGGAGGUCUACCUGCAGGGUGUGCUGUACCACAAUGAGGAGCUACCCCAGGACAUCCUGGACUUCCUGAAGGUGCGGCGGUGCCAGCAGAGCCCCAAGGCCAGCAGCCCCCCCAGCACCAGACUCCUGCCCUCCCAGCGCCCCAUUGUAGGCUUCUGCUGGGAUCCCUAUGUGCAGCCACAUGGCACCGAGCUGCUCCCCAACACCAUCCUCAGCGGGGUCCUGCAGGGCCUCUACCUCCCCUUGAGCUGUGUCCCCAGCCAGGCAGCACCCCGAGCCUCUGGAAUGAUGAGUUCUACCCAGGACCCAGGGAUGCAGUGGUGAUAGAAAAGGAUCCUUGUGGUGAAACUCACUCCUUCCUGCUGGGCUUGGGGCAGGGAAAUGGUGGGAGAAGCCAAAGGGAUGUUGGGAACUGCUCUC
This is a messenger RNA of Vidua chalybeata, 702 nucleotides long. RefSeq names its product sorting nexin 22 (gene SNX22). The transcript is spliced from 5 exons. Bases 31 to 606 code for a protein of 191 amino acids. The record is from RefSeq and is a predicted model, not a curated record. Gene Ontology annotation, molecular function: phosphatidylinositol phosphate binding. Lineage: Eukaryota; Metazoa; Chordata; Aves; Passeriformes; Viduidae.